Neoarthrinium moseri is the source of this 1185-nucleotide messenger RNA. RefSeq lists its product as uncharacterized. The transcript has 4 exons. NCBI's taxonomy places the organism in Eukaryota, Fungi, Ascomycota, Sordariomycetes, Amphisphaeriales, Apiosporaceae. The record is from RefSeq and is a predicted model, not a curated record. Bases 1 to 1185 code for a protein of 394 amino acids.
AUGACGACCGCCAUUAUCAGAUCCAUAUCCUCGAAAAGGAACACAAAGCCCUUCAAGGGCGGGACAGUACAUGUCAAUCCGGCUACUCUUUAUGCGCUGCUUCCGUCGGCGGCGAUUGCUGCCCUGACGGAUAUGCCUGCGAAGCAACAUACUGUUACGCGACGACCGCUGGCCCGACUUCGGCUUGCUCCAAGGCGAACUACUAUAAUUGCCCGUCUGAUCCAGGAUCGUGUUGUCAACACCCAGUACCUACGCAAUAUCAGCUACAAUUACGACGACGGACUCGGCAGGGAGCACGAUCACGCCCUUCACAACCUGGACGACCGUAGAAACCCCGUCUGCUACGAUUUCGAAAUCGACCCCGGCCGCGGUACCGAAACUGGUAGAAACGACAAUAUCGAAAAUACCCGCAAUACAGACUACGACGAGCGGCGCCCAUUUAUCAUCAUCAGGCGUCUUAGAAGGACUGCCCAGAUCGUACAGGAGUCUAAACGGGGUUCUUCGACGGCGAAUCAGACUACGACGUCUGCUAAGCCUGGCUAUGCAACAGCAACGGUCACCGAGGUUGAUGCCCAAGAAAUAGAUCCCCUCAGUAUCCGACCUUCUCACCUCAGAGCACAGUCGGACCCAAGCGUCGACGGAAGAGGGAGGCAUUACUCGCCGGCCCGGAGUCCUGGUUUGAGUUCUGGUCGAUCAACACCGCCUGCGUGGCCCGGUCAAUACAACCCGGUGCCACAUAAUGAGGAGGGCGCUCGUCACCCAAGCAUAGACUCGGCAAAUGGAGGUUACUACGAUGCCGGGCGUGUUUCACAAAUGUCGCAGCGGACGGUACAGCGGUCCAGUUAUGACUCCGAGAUGUCGCAGUCUCGAAACAGGCAUUGGAGCAAUGCCAGCGAACUAGACGGUGCCCAUGGGCUGUCGGAGCUCGAUACCAGCGAAGCUGGAGGCAGGCGGCGUUCCAGUAGCGGUGCGGGAAGACCGUCCCUCGCCCACGGUCGCAGAAGCAGCGAUCCUCACCAGCGCGGACGCAGUGAUAGUUCAACUCCUGGGAUUGCACCACUGGGCACCGUCUCCGAAGCCAACGAGCUCCAUGGUUACUAUGGGCCACCUGACCGUCAAGUCGGACAGACUGCAGCGCGGGUCCAACCUGGGCCGUCAACCACUCCGCCUGGAACAGCAAACUAA